Molecule: messenger RNA, 6713 nt
Organism: Anolis carolinensis (green anole)
Lineage: Eukaryota; Metazoa; Chordata; Lepidosauria; Squamata; Anolidae
Gene: dock1
Product: dedicator of cytokinesis 1
Exons: 52
Coding region: 106-5685 (1859 amino acids)
Biological process (GO): small GTPase-mediated signal transduction; cell migration; myoblast fusion
Cellular component (GO): plasma membrane; cytoplasm
Molecular function (GO): guanyl-nucleotide exchange factor activity; small GTPase binding
Source: RefSeq, a predicted model, not a curated record
CUCCUCCUCCUCCUCCUCUUUUUUGUGUCCCGUCGCUGGAAAAUGGCGGCUCGCUAGAAGCCCAUUCCGAGCCCCUUCGCCUUCCGACGGCGCUCCUUCGGUGCCAUGACGCGCUGGGUGCCCACCAAGCGGGAAGAGAAAUACGGCGUCGCGUUCUACAAUUACGAUGCCAGAGGCCCAGAUGAGCUGUCUCUGCAAAUAGGAGACACUGUGCACAUACUGGAAACUCAUGAAGAUUGGUACAGAGGUUACACUUUAAGGAAAAAAUCCAAAAAAGGCAUAUUUCCGGCUUCCUAUGUCCAGCUGAAAGAAGCAAUUGUUGAAGGAAAAGGACAACAUGAAACUGUUAUACCCAGCGAACUUCCACUCAUUCAGGAGGUUACAACCACACUACGGGAAUGGUCCACAAUAUGGCGGCAGCUCUAUAUUCAAGAUAACAGAGAAAUGUUCCAUAGCGUAAGGCAUAUGAUAUAUGAUCUUAUUGAAUGGAGAUCACAAAUACUUUCUGGUACCCUGCCUCAGGAUGAGCUCAAGGAAAUGAAAAAGAAAGUCACAGCCAAGAUUGAUUAUGGAAACAGAAUUCUUGACUUGGAUCUAGUGGUGAGGGAUGAAGAUGGAAAUAUAUUAGAUCCAGAGCAAACCAGCACCAUCAGCCUUUUUAGAGCACAUGAAAUAGCUUCCAAGCAAGUGGAGGAACGGCUGCUAGAAGAAAAGUCUCAGAAACAGAAUCUUGACAUUACCAGACAAGCCAAGUUUGCUGCUACACCUUCAUUUGCCUUAUUUGUAAACCUGAAAAAUGUUGUUUGUAAAAUUGGAGAAGAUGCUGAAGUUUUGAUGUCUUUGUAUGAUCCUUUGGAAUCCAAAUUUAUCAGUGAGAAUUAUUUGGUGCGAUGGUCGAGUUCAGGAUUGCCAAAAGACAUAGAUAGAUUACACAAUCUUCGAGCAGUCUUCACAGACCUUGGCAGCAAAGAUCUGAAAAGAGAGAAAAUCAGUUUUGUCUGUCAAAUUGUACGAGUAGGAAGGAUGGAACUAAGAGAUAACAACACAAGAAAGCUAACCUCCGGGCUACGACGACCUUUUGGUGUGGCAGUAAUGGAUGUAACUGACAUAAUUAAUGGGAAAGUAGAUGAUGAAGACAAGCAACACUUCAUUCCAUUUCAGCCGGUGGCAGGGGAGAAUGAUUUCCUCCAGACUGUUAUAAACAAGGUGAUUGCUGCUAAAGAAGUUAACCACAAGGGUCAGGGUUUGUGGGUAACAAUGAAACUUCUUCCAGGAGAUAUUCAUCAGAUAAGAAAAGAAUUCCCUCAUUUAGUUGACAGAACCACAGCAGUGGCUCGGAAAAUGGGAUUUCCUGAAAUUAUUAUGCCUGGUGAUGUCCGUAACGAUAUUUAUGUAACAUUAGUUCAAGGAGAUUUUGACAAAGGCAGCAAGACCACAGCAAAGAAUGUAGAGGUUACAGUAUCGGUAUAUGAUGAAGAUGGCAAAAAACUGGAGAAUGUAAUUUUUCCUGGUGCCGGAGAUGAUGCACUUUCAGAAUAUAAGUCUGUGAUAUACUAUCAAGUAAAGCAGCCACGCUGGUUUGAAACUGUUAAGGUUGCAAUCCCUAUUGAAGAUGUAAAUCGCAGUCACUUGAGGUUUACAUUCCGCCACAGGUCAUCACAGGAUUCCAAAGAUAAGUCUGAGAAAAUAUUUGCCCUGGCAUUUGUUAAAUUGAUGAGAUAUGAUGGAACAACGUUGCGGGAUGGGGAACAUGAUCUUAUAGUAUACAAGGCUGAAGCAAAGAAGCUAGAAGAUUUUUCAACAUAUUUAAGCUUGCCAUCAACUAAAAUAGAAUUAGAGGAGAAAGGUCACUCUACAGCUGGCAAGAGCAUGCAGAAUCUGGGGAGCUGCACCAUCAGUAAAGAUUCAUUCCAGAUAUCAACGCUAGUUUGUUCAACAAAGCUAACGCAAAAUGUGGACCUGCUGGGGCUGCUGAAGUGGAGAUCGAACACAAAUCUGCUACAACAGAAUUUGAGGCAACUAAUGAAAGUUGAUGGGGGUGAAGUUGUUAAGUUUCUUCAAGAUACGCUGGAUGCACUUUUUAACAUCAUGAUGGAAAAUUCGGAGAGUGAGACAUUUGAUACAUUGGUGUUUGAUGCCUUGGUAUUCAUCAUUGGACUGAUUGCUGACAGGAAAUUCCAGCAUUUUAACCCUGUUUUAGAAACCUACAUUAAGAAACAUUUCAGUGCUACUUUGGCCUACACGAAACUGACAAAGGUUUUAAGAACCUACGUGGAUAACGCUGGUAUUACAGAUCAACUAUUCAAAGCUAUGAAAUCUUUGGAAUACAUCUUCAAAUUUAUUGUGCGGUCAAGGAUAUUGUUCAACCAGCUUUAUGAAAACAAAGGUGAAGCUAACUUCAGGGAAUCUUUGCUUCAGCUCUUUAAGUCAAUUAAUGAGAUGAUGAGUAGUCCCUCUGAACAGACUGUUAUAGUUAAGGGGGCUGCACUUAAAUAUUUGCCCACUAUUGUGAAUGAUGUGAAACUUGUUUUUGACCCGAAAGAACUUAGCAAAUUGUUUACAGAUUUUAUAUUGAAUGUGCCAAUGGGCCGCCUCACAAUUCAGAAGCUAUACUGUUUGAUUGAAAUAGUUCAUAGUGACCUUUUCACACAGCACGACUGUAGAGAGAUCUUGUUGCCGAUGAUGACAGAUCAGCUGAAGUAUCAUUUGGAAAGACAGGAAGACCUGGAAGCCUGUUGCCAGUUGCUCAGUAACAUCCUGGAAGUACUUUACAGGAAAGAUGUGGGGCCGACACAGCGGCAUGUACAGGUCAUUAUGGAAAAAUUACUGAGGACAGUAAACAGGACCGUCAUAUCAAUGGGACGUGAUUCAGAGCUCAUAGGAAAUUUUGUUGCAAGCAUGACUGCGAUUUUGAGACAAAUGGAAGACUAUCAUUAUGCUCAUUUAAUCAAGACUUUUGGGAAAAUGAGAUCGGAUGUUGUCGACUUCCUGAUGGAAACAUUUAUCAUGUUCAAGAAUCUCAUUGGGAAGAAUGUCUAUCCCUCUGACUGGGUUAUAAUGAAUAUGAUGCAGAAUAAAGUCUUCCUGCGAGCAAUUAAUCAGUAUGCAGAUAUGCUAAACAAGAAGUUUCUUGAUCAAGCAAACUUCGAACUACAGCUUUGGAACAAUUACUUUCACCUUGCUGUUGCGUUUCUUACUCAAGAAUCAUUACAACUGGAAAACUUUUCAAGUGCUAAAAGAUGCAAAAUACUUAACAAAUAUGGUGAUAUGAGAAGACAAAUUGGCUUUGAAAUCCGUGAUAUGUGGUAUAAUCUGGGCCAGCAUAAAAUCAAAUUCAUUCCUGAGAUGGUGGGGCCAAUGUUAGAAAUGACUCUGAUCCCUGAAACAGAACUUAGAAAAGCUACCAUCCCUAUCUUUUUUGACAUGAUGCAGUGUGAAUUUCAUUCUACCAGAAGCUUUCAGAUGUUUGAAAAUGAGAUCAUCACAAAGCUGGAUCAUGAAGUAGAAGGAGGGAGAGGAGAUGAGCAAUAUAAAGUGUUAUUCGAGAAAAUUCUCUUGGAGCACUGCAGAAAACAUAAGUACCUUGCCAAAAAUGGUGAAACUUUUGUUAAACUUGUAGUCCGCCUGAUGGAGAGACUUCUAGACUACAGAACUAUUAUGCAUGAUGAAAACAAGGAGAACCGUAUGAGCUGUACCGUUAAUGUACUGAAUUUCUACAAAGAGAUUGAAAGAGAAGAAAUGUACAUAAGGUAUUUGUACAAGCUUUGUGACCUGCACAAAGAAUGUGAUAACUACACUGAAGCAGCCUACACAUUACUCCUGCAUGCAAAGCUUCUUAAGUGGUCAGAAGAACCAUGUGCGGCACACCUUACUCAGCGGGAUGGAUACCAGGCAGCCACACAAGGACAACUAAAAGAUCAGCUCUAUCAAGAAAUUAUCCACUACUUUGACAAGGGCAAGAUGUGGGAAGAAGCCAUUGCCUUGGGCAAAGAACUAGCAGAACAGUAUGAAAAUGAAAUGUUUGAUUAUGAACAACUCAGUGAACUGUUGAAAAAACAAGCACAAUUCUAUGAAAAUAUCGUGAAAGUAAUCAGACCCAAACCAGAUUACUUUGCUGUUGGAUACUAUGGACAUGGAUUUCCAACAUUUCUACGGAAUAAAGUUUUCAUUUAUCGUGGAAAAGAAUAUGAGCGUCGCGAAGAUUUUGAGGCAAGGUUAUUAACCCAAUUUCCUAAUGCUGAGAAAAUGAAGACGACAUCUCCUCCAGGCGAAGAUCUUAAAAACUCCCCAGGGCAAUAUAUUCAAUGUUUUACUGUAAAACCAAAGCUUGAUUUACCACCAAAAUUCCACAGACCAGUAUCAGAACAAAUUUUAAGUUUUUAUAGAGUGAAUGAGGUUCAGAGGUUUGAAUAUUCACGACCUGUUCGGAAAGGAGAGAAAAACCCAGACAAUGAAUUUGCGAACAUGUGGAUUGAGAGAACCGUUUACGUGACCGGAUAUAAAUUACCUGGAAUCUUAAGAUGGUUUGAAGUCAAAUCGGUUUUUAUGGUUGAAAUCAGCCCGCUUGAAAAUGCCAUUGAAACUAUGCAAGUAACCAAUGAUAAAAUCAAUAAUAUGGUUCAGCAGCAUUUGAAUGAUCCAAACCUACCUAUUAAUCCCCUUUCUAUGCUACUAAAUGGUAUUGUGGACCCUGCAGUUAUGGGCGGAUUCACCAACUAUGAAAAGGCCUUCUUUACUGAAAAAUAUAUGUAUGACCAUCCUGAAGAUCAUGAAAAAAUUGAAAAAUUAAAGGAUCUAAUAGCAUGGCAGAUUCCUUUCCUGGCCGAAGGUAUCCGAAUUCAUGGCGAUAAAGUAACAGAAGCAUUAAGGCCAUUUCAUGAGCGGAUGGAAGCCUGUUUUAGACAACUGAAAGAAAAAGUUGAAAAGCAAUAUGGUGUGAGAACUCUUCCUUCGAUGGUGGAUGACAGACCGGGCAGUCGGCCAAGGUCUAUGGUUCGAUCGUUUACUAUGCCUUCGUCUUCGAGGCCACUGUCUAUUGCUUCAAUUUCUUCAGUGUCUUCUGACAGUGCUUCUUCUAGACCUGGUUCUGAUGGGUUUGUGCUUGAGCCCCUUCUUCCAAAGAAGAUGCAUUCUCGUUCACAAGACAAGUUAGAUAAAGACGACCCAGAUAAAGAUAAGAAAGAGAAAAAGAAAGAAAAAAGAAAUAGCAAGCACCAAGAGAUAUUCGAAAAAGAAUUUAAAUCGACGGAUAUUUCGCUACAGCAAUCUGAAGCAGUGAUACUGUCAGAAACGAUCAGUCCACUGAGACCACAAAGACCAAAAAGUCAAGUUAUUAAUGCCAUGGGAAAUGAAAAGCGUUUUUCUGUUUCUCCAUCACCACCUUCUCAAAGCAUCCCUCCUCCAAUCACUCCAAGGACCAAACUGUCAUUCAGUUUACAGUCCAAUCUGGAUCUAAAUGGCAUGGCCACUUUGGAAAUGACAAGUGUUCCUCCUCCACUGCCUCUGAAAGGCAGCAUGGCAGAUUAUGGAAAUCUCAUGGAGACACACGAAUCUAUCAGCCCUGCCACAUCUCCACCUGUACCUCAAAGACAACUCCCACCUCCAUUGCCAAGCAAAACACCACCACCUCCUCCACCAAAGACCACUCGGAAACAAGCCUCGGUGGAUUCUGGGAUUGUCCAGUGAACAAGAAAGGAUACCCAUAAAGACUGAGCUGUAAAAUUUCUUUUCCAGAAAGAUGUAUACAAUGUUUUGCACCACCCCAGAUCGGUGCCAUCUAACAUUUAGUGCAAUGGAUCUCACAUUCAGAGCAACACUUAUCUCCAAGGAUGCAUUCAAGAUUAUGUGUUCCAAAUGUAUUCAAAUCAUAGGUGGAUUAUGAAGAUAUUCUAGUAAUUUUUAAUAUAAAAAUGGUUCCAGUUAUGUCCAAGAUUCUUAACUGAAACAGUGUAGUUAAGACAUUGUAUGGAUAAGAGGAAACAAUAAGCUUUGUUUUCAGAUGAGCAGCCACAGAUAUUAAGAAAAAAUUGUUCUGAUGUCAUUGACAUAGUUUGCUGUCAUUCCUCUGGAAUCCUUGACAUCAAAGAAAUAGGAAAACAUUGUUUACAAUGAGUGAUUUUGAUUGUUCUGUGCUUCCAUUAAUUUUGGUAUCUUGAAGGCCGUUUCUGAAAGUUCCAUUGUAACCGAACAAGGAUCAAUUGUUUGCUCAGUAUGCUUUUGCUUGUAUUUUAAUGUAGAAUAUGUUUUAAACCCCACAGCAGGCAUUAAUUUAUAGGUAAUAACAUCAUGUAUGCAAAUACUCAAGUCUUGGACAUCCCAAAAUCACAUAAGAAGGGGAAGUACAUUUUGCAACAAAACUUCAAAUUUCACACACAAAUAUAAGGCAUUUGUGUAAUGCCAUUAUGCUGCAUUGUGUAUAUAUGAUGAGUCUUACGUCUCUUGGUUUUACUGUGUCUGCUUCUAAAGUAAUAAUGGUAUAAUGUAAUUCCAAGUGUGUUACAGCAUUUUAAAUGUUGGUCACUGCUGAUAAUGUAUAAAAGGCUAACUUCUAUGUUAUUCCCAUUAAUUGCAUUUUGAUAAUGUUGGAUGGUUCUGAGAAAAAUCGGAAAAGAUACUAACUUUUAAGAACUGUAACUUUUUUACCAACAUGAAAUUUUAUAACCUUAACCAUAGUUUUCAUUUUCUCCAGAAAUAAAGGAAGUAUUUUAAAAUAA